GAUUGAUAAUUAUGUGAAAUCUGAGAUUUCGGAAGCAUGUAUCUUUGACUCUCUGACAUAAUCUGGCGAAAUGAAUACUUGAAAUUGACAUCAAAUUCCUGGAAAACAAGUUUUAUAUCAUGUCUGGAACCCCGGAAGCAUUACUUCCGCCCUAUUCGGCGCACAUUGUCCAGGAGGCGAAGAAGUUGUCCAAGGUGCUCCAGGGUGGAAUAGAUCUCACAGCCGGAGCACUGGGUGGGGCCGCCGGUGUGUUCGCGGGACAGUCUCUAGACACUGUGAAAGUGAAGCAGCAGGCGUUCCCCGAAAAGUACCCGAGCAUGCUGCGUUGCUUCCUGCAGACGUGGCGUCUCGAUGGCAUCCGGGGAUUGUAUGCGGGAACUGUACCUGCACUCGCAGCAAACAUAGCUGAAAAUUCUGUUCUAUUUCUGUUCUAUGGCUUGUGUCAGCGUGGAGUGGCUGGGGUGGUGGGCAAUAAGGACUACUCGAGACUGACUGAGUUUGAGAAUGCGUGUGCGGGGGGCAGUGCCGCCUUCUUCUCCUCCCUCGCCCUCUGUCCCACCGAACUGAUCAAGUGCAAACUGCAGGCCAUGAGAGAAGUGGGACAGGCCAAAAUUCUUUUACAGAAACCCAUGGAAUUUUCAGGCCCCGUACAGUUAACGAAACAUGUGUUCAAAACAGAGGGUAUCCAGGGAUUCUAUCGGGGCUUUGUUGGAACUUUAGUGAGAGAAAUGCCUGGAUAUUUUGUGUUCUUUUAUGGAUACGAAUUCGCUAGAAACAGACUAACACGUGAAGGCGAAAGAAAAGAAGAUAUUGGACCUUUCAGACUGGCGAUUUGUGGUGGAUUCGCUGGUGUUUGUCUCUGGACUGUUAUUUUCCCAUCUGAUGUGGUCAAGUCCAGAUCUCAACUUGCUGAAGGAGCGACGAUGCCAUUUACGAAGACCCUGAAAGAUAUCUACAAGAAAGAAGGCAUCAGGGCACUAUACAAGGGACUUUUGCCAACCAUUGUGAGAACCAUACCUGCCACUGGAUGCUUUUUCGUCACUUACGAAUAUUCUAGAAAGUGGAUGAUGCAACUGGGAGGAGAAUCAGUGUGAUUGAUUUUAUCCUCAUUUAAUAUGUUCUAUAUUUUCUGCCUCAUAUUACCUCAUUUUUGUGUAAUUAGAUAGAACGUGCAGUUCAAUAUCCUAGAUUUUUACUAUGAUGAUAGCUUGUUUUUUGUUUUGUCUGCGGU
Symsagittifera roscoffensis is the source of this 1231-nucleotide messenger RNA. Its product is annotated as mitochondrial ornithine transporter 1-like. Gene Ontology annotation, cellular component: mitochondrion. The transcript is spliced from 6 exons. The record is from RefSeq and is a predicted model, not a curated record. Gene Ontology annotation, molecular function: L-ornithine transmembrane transporter activity. Gene Ontology annotation, biological process: mitochondrial L-ornithine transmembrane transport. Lineage: Eukaryota; Metazoa; Xenacoelomorpha; Acoela; Convolutidae. Bases 120 to 1094 code for a protein of 324 amino acids.